AACUUAACUUGAUUCAAAAUAAAGACCUACUAGUUUGAUCUCGUUAACUUUUUAUUGUUUUAACUAAGUGAUAUUUAACUCUACAAGUCGUCAAAUACCACACCAUUAUCGAACAAAUGGUGAACAACCUAUGUCUUUGGUCCGAGAAACGUGAUGAAAGUGAAGCAACAUUCUACCGGCGGUUCGCUUCAAUUCUAGAUACUUUGCUGGCGGAUACUGGAGUGAUCCUUGCUGACGGUGAAACAAGUUUGCAGUCAUCGAAGGUGGCUAUCGCAAUGAAUAAGGCAAUAUUCCACACCAGUGAUAUGUCCCAAGCUUAUGGCCGAAAGAUUGAUAUGAUCUUGAAAUGCUCAUCUAAUGUCAAGGUGGAUAUUUCUAGCAAUGAAUGGAAAAGAGCCAUGAUCAGCAAAUCGAUCAAACUUCACCAGCAAUCGAAAAAUCUACGCUUGAACACUUCUAACCUAUUCAGCCUCAACACCAAGUUUGGAAUUAAAAUCACCGAUGCCAUGGAUUUUGUGGGAAAUUCUGGAUACCUGUACGUUCUGCGACUCGUUGAACAUGGUCUUGGUCCUGAUGAUUAUAUCACUGUCGCUCAUUUGGUCACUGAUUUAGUCAUCCCUACAACCAUUGAAUCGUUAGGCACAGUGAAAGAUACUCUGUGUGGUCUGCUUACUCUCAAGGUAAGAUUUUAUUUAACAAAAGGAAAAAAAAAUGCUAAAGACUGAUAUGGAUUGCGCGAAUUUUCCCCCAUAGGAUCAUCUUGUGAGCAUUGCUUGGAAAGUCAGAUCAGAACUCCAUAAAGUUGAACAUGCUUCUGUUUUGGAGGACAUUUGCCCAACGCCACUGACCGAUUUAUCCCAUCCUAAGUCACCAUUUAUAUUUUUCACACCAAGGAACAACCGUGUACAAAAACGCAAGCUUUUGGAAUCAGAUGAUAAUGAUGGGAACGACUGUGAACAAUUUGUAAAAACUUUUAUCUCUUGAAUGCAAGGCUAAUCGUUUAGUUCUAUAUUUGACCGUUGCUAUUAUUCUCUAAUUUUUAUGAAUAUCUAUCAAGGUUUAUCUUAUUCGUUGCCUUAAGAAGGAUUGUUGUAUUUAUUAAUAGCCAUUACCUAAAGCAAUAAACCUCG
Messenger RNA from Mycotypha africana, 1130 nucleotides. RefSeq lists its product as uncharacterized. Bases 117 to 725 code for a protein of 202 amino acids. The record is from RefSeq and is a predicted model, not a curated record. The transcript has a single exon. Lineage: Eukaryota; Fungi; Mucoromycota; Mucoromycetes; Mucorales; Mycotyphaceae.